Molecule: messenger RNA, 3842 nt
Organism: Mugil cephalus (flathead mullet)
Lineage: Eukaryota; Metazoa; Chordata; Actinopteri; Mugiliformes; Mugilidae
Gene: sult2st3
Product: sulfotransferase family 2, cytosolic sulfotransferase 3
Exons: 6
Coding region: 31-894 (287 amino acids)
Biological process (GO): sulfation
Cellular component (GO): cytoplasm
Molecular function (GO): sulfotransferase activity
Source: RefSeq, a predicted model, not a curated record
ACACCAAUAGCACACCAAGUCCCAGUCUUCAUGUCAUCCAUUGAGUACAUUUGCUACCAUGGCCUCCUCCUGCCUCCUGGGGCCCACACCGCAGAGAGCUUGGAGUUUGCAAGAAAUUUCCUUGUGGAAGACACAGAUGUGUUUGCAAUUACUUAUCCCAAGUCAGGUACGAUCUGGAUGCAGGAAAUCCUCCCGCUGGUGUUGAAUGGGGGAGACCUGACCCCAGUCCACACCAUUCCUAAUUGGGACCGGGUCCCAUGGCUGGAGGAGAAAAGACUGGCAGUGGUUGUGGAUAAGUUGACAUCGCCACGGGCGAUGGUCUCACAUUUUCCCUACAGCCUCAUGCCCCCUUCCUUCUUCACCUCUAAAGCCAAGGUCAUCUACGUCAUGAGGAACCCAAAGGACAUCAUUGUGUCUUCAUACUACUUCCACCAGAUGGCCGGGUUCCUCGAUGAUCCGGGAACCUUUGAUGAGUUCAUUGAUAAAUUCCUGGAGGGCAGAGUGAUGUUUGGAAAAUGGACAGACCACGUAAAGAGCUGGAGGCACACGGAGCUGGGAGACCGAAUAAUGUACAUCACAUAUGAAGAAAUGGUGGAGGACCUGCCUGCAGCUCUACGGCGUAUUUCAGACUUCCUGGGCCGCAACCUGAGCGAUGAAGCCAUUAAGAAGAUAGCAGAACAUUGCUCUUUCACGACCAUGAAGGCCAACACCAUGUCCAACUUCAGCCUGGUCCCUAAGAAGUACAUGGACAGCGACAAGUGUCCUUUCCUCAGGAAAGGCAUUGCUGGGGAUUGGAAAAACCACUUCAACGCGGAGCAACUGGCCCGAUUCUGUUCAGUCAUUCGCAAAGAGAUGGAGAGCGAGAUCGUCUCUCUGCCUUGGACUCUGGAUUGACCAACGAACAGCUGAGAGAGAAAACUGCAGACGUGAAACUAAACCCUGUAGUCAUCAGUCAUUUCAGAUCAGGAAAUUCUCUUGGUUUUAAUAUUAAUAACAUGGUUAAGUGGCAGCAGAGCAGCAGAUGAGCAGCAGAGUCCAUCAAUGUUCUUGUGCCUCAGCAAGAAGUUCAAUUUAAAUUUAAACAAGACUCGAUGUUUAAACUCUGAGUCAAACAAGAAAAUGCUGCUACAACACUGAUACAUCAUCUGAACCCUCCACAACUUUAAGACUGUAAUGCUGUAGCACUAGAUCAGUUUAGUUAUUUUUCAACUGCUUAACCUAAUUUUAACACAUUUUUGCCCCAGUGUCUGCAUAAUUACCUUUUUAAGUGUCUUUUAAUUAUUUUUAUCUAACAGUGGAUUUUUAUUGGUGCAGCUGUGAACCUUGAUUCAUCAGUCUAUGUCAUUUACAUGAAGUCACGGUUAGAAAAAAAAAACAUCAGUCAUCAGGCUUCUUGAAACUUGAGACUGUUUGAAAUCUUUGCCGCUAAGUUCUCAUCUGUCUUCGUCCCACUAUUGGCUGAAAGCAUCAUGAUUAUCCAUAUUCCUGCACAGUUUUCUCACUGCACACAAGAGACCAGUGUAUGAAAAAUCAGUCUCGACUUUUGACUUGACUUGACGUCACGGUCUGAAGUUUGCGCAGGCCUCAUUUAAAAGGCCAUGCAGCUGUCUUCAAUUUGUUAUUUAUUUCUUUCUUUGAUUUUGCCGUCCAUUUGUGAAGAACCCAGCAAUUACCUCAGCUCAGGACAACUUGUUUGACUUGCACUGUAAGUUCGUUGCAACACAUGUCCAGUUUACAGCACUGUAAGAGCAGUCUAUAACAUUUUGAGUUUACACCAAAUGCAAAUCCAACAACGCUGUCUUUUGAAUCAGUUUUCCGAUCGCGUUUGAGCCAGACCUGAUAAUAGGUGAUUUUGUAGAAAACGGAUUGUAAUUCCUAAAUCAAUUUCCUCCAAUUUGGAUGUGAAUACCUCCAAAUUAAAGUAUUUAAGCUUAUAUUAAUUAUAUUACUUUAACCUAAACAUAAUUUGAAAGACAAAUAACCAAAUGCAACCCCUUUAAAUGCCUUAGAGCUAUUAAAAGUGCCACACCCGGCGUGCAUCUCUCAUCGGGACGUUUGAGUCUUGACUGAUGUGUAACCCGGGUAGGAAUUUUACAUUAUUUACUCGAAAUGAAAAAAAAAAUGUACAAAAUGUACUCGACUAGACUCCUGUUCCCCUGAUCUUCCAGCCUGAACACGCUGUCUGUUUUCAGCAAGUCAGUGUGCAUGCCACUCUCCUGACUGUAUGUGAGGAAUGAAUGAGACAUAGCCAGGUGAGACACGUUUACCUGAAUCUCUAAUAAUCAAAAUCAAAAUCGUUCAACUUUUCCUCCACUGAAAGUGCAGACACGGAGCACCGAGGUCACGUUUUGCUGAGCUUGUUUGUGACAUAUUUUUGAGAGUGAAGCCUGACGUGUCCAGACUUGCUCCUGGAUGCGCCCAGCACACAUCGACAGAGGACAGGUCUUUCUCCUCGGUGGUUGGAGACAAACAUGCAUAACACACAACAUUCAACACGUGCAAUAAAAUGACAGGCUUUGGUGGGAUCACUGGUAUUAUCCUGUAAUUAGUAAUUAGUAUCAGAGUAGAAAGCAGUUCAAAGGUUGUUGAUGCACAUCUUUUCUUUGUUUGAUUCGACCAAUAGAUGGCAGCCAUACUUCUUCAUUCUGCUCAUUCAUAGUAACUGGUUCCACACAAUAUGCUACGAACACAAUCUCAUGAAUAGAUUCGGACUGGCUGACAUAUUCACAUUCACACUCCCAAAACUAUCGUUUUUGUAGAUUCACAGCAACAAAUCAAGUCCAGUCAACUUGUGUAUUGAGCUUUUUUUCUGUUUUUGGGUGGAAGUCAAUAAUUUAAUCGUAUAUAAGUAAUGUUUAAACCUUCUCCUAAAAAGGAAGAUCAUUCUUUAAACGCGCUGGGAAAUCAGCGAUUACAUCUCCCGGUCAUGACACUUUUCUUCCCUGUAGCCCAAUAAGAAACGCAAACAACUGCCUGCAGUCACAACAGUUAAUCAAGUUUCACCGGUGUGAUUAAUUCGUUUUUAUGCAGACUUAAAUAUUGCGCAAAUAAAUUGUUCCAUUAACUGCAGUUCCUAGAAACCUUUAAUAGAUGAAUUAGCUUCAGGAGCUGUUGGUGCUUCCAUCCUUUUGUCCUGCAGUUUUAUCUUUCAGUUGAACCAUCACGUGGCCCAACAAGUUCUGUAAAGCUAUUUAACCAACAAUAGCACGUAUUGCAUUUUAUGUUUGUUACUGGUAAAAAAAAGAUUUACUUUACCAGCACAGUCAAACGAAACCAGAUGAUAAUUUUGCUUAAUUAUAAAUCGUUAAGGCCUAAAUUCAGUGCAUGUAUUAAUGAAGAACAUUUAUUCUGCGAUCCUCUGAAUGCAAAAUAUAAUCAUCAUAUAAUUUAAAUAUUUAGUAUGUCUAGAAGUGAGUGUUCAUAUUAUUUGGUAUUUGGGUGCUCUUGCAUUAUUUGGUAUAUUAUGAAUAUGGGUUUAUUUAAUGCCAUGAUUCUCUGUAGUCACGAUUGCCAGUCCUUAGGUUAGAUCCUAGAUCCUAGGUUCUGGAGGGCCUCAGGGAAAGAUGUACGUGGGCUAUAGCCCCUGUCCAAACUAGCAAAAUCUGCAGAAGGACGGCUUCUUGGGGGGUCAUGAAUCACUGGUGAUGCACUGUAGGGCCUUCAGUUUAAAGGGGUUGUCAUUUUAAACUAUGCCUAAAAGGGAACCCCUGUUACUUUCUUUUUUUUUUUUUUCACUUUGCUUGUCUUAAUGGUAUGCCCCUGGUCAUUAUUUUAAUAGAUAUUAACUUAAAUUCUUCUUCAUGUGGUACUGAAUGCAAAUAAAAAAUAAAAAAUUAAAGAUU